Molecule: messenger RNA, 1602 nt
Organism: Ostreobium quekettii
Lineage: Eukaryota; Viridiplantae; Chlorophyta; Ulvophyceae; Bryopsidales; Ostreobiaceae
Source: the annotation of a GenBank genome assembly
AUGGCGCCUCUCUGGCUGCCUUUCAAGAUGGCCUCCCUACUCCCUGCCGUUCUCAUGGCUUUUGCAGCAUUGCCAAUCCUCCUCCUGCGUGGCGCGCCGGACGUUUGGGAGGCACCCUCCCUGGAUUUGAGAAGGACGAAAGCCACCAUUGAAGUGGAAGAUGAAACCGAAGUAUUGGGCCUGCCGGGCUGGAAGAGACCUUUGCCAUCGCGGCACUACGCCGGCUAUAUCACCGUCGAUGAAGACCACGGCAGGCGUCUCUUCUAUUAUUUUGCCACGUCUGAAAGGAGCCCCACGGAAGACCCAGUUGUGCUGUGGCUGAAUGGCGGGCCGGGUUGUAGUUCCAUGGAUGGAUUCGUGUACGAACAUGGGCCAUUCCAAUUCGAGUACAGCGAUGGGCGCACACACAUAACUGGUGCCAACCCUUUUGCAUGGACGAAAGUGGCCAACGUCAUCUACCUUGAUUCACCAUCUGGUGUGGGCAUGUCCUAUUCUGACACUGCAGCAGAUUACAAUGUGGAUGACAACAGAACAGCUCAUGACUCAAAUGUUUUCCUGAGGAUUUUCUUUCAGCGCUACCCUAACUUCCAGAGCAACGUGUUCUUCAUAUCAGGUGAAAGCUUUGGUGGCAUUUAUGUGCCGAUGUUAACCCAUGAGGUGGUGCGGGGCAAUGAAGCAGGGGAGAAGCCAUACAUCAACUUGAAGGGUUACUUGGUUGGAAAUGGUGUCACAGAUCCCGAAGUAGAUAACAACGCCGUUCCAGCUUUUGCAGCAGACCAGUCUCUGGUGUCCCAGCGUUCAUACGAAGCCAUGCUGACUGCCUGCCAAGGCAACCCCUACAAGCACAGAUAUGAUCAAGUGUGCCAAGAUAUGGUGGGGAGCCUUGUAUACCCACUAUAUUCUGAACUCAACUUUUACGACAUCCUGGAUGUGUGCCUGAGGGACGCACCUGACAACAACAGGCAGGCAAAGACAAGAUCUGUGUUCAAGAAUGUGGUGCUCAAGUUGCUUGAGGAUGGUCUGAGAUGGCCAUUGGGAGGGGUCAUUGCUGGCGAGAGAGCCCACAACUGGAAGACGUUUGCUGGCUAUGAGGCUCCGUGUCUUGAUUACUGGACGGCCGAAUCAUGGUUCAACAAUGAAACAGUGCGAGAGGCACUUCAUGCUCCAAGUGUCUCAACUACCGGCUCUUUCUACAUUUGCACGGAUAGAAUAAAUUACACUCAUGAUGUGCCUUCUAUGAUCCCAAUCCACAGAGACCUCAUCGAGGAGAAGGGCCUUCAUGCUCUGAUUUACAGCGGCGACCAUGACAUGUCCGUUCCGCACACAGGAUCGGAGGCGUGGGUUUAUGGAAUGGGAUUCCCCGCCACAAGGGAGUGGGACGCCUGGAUGGACGACGACGAACAGGUUGCAGGCUACACCGUGGAGUUUGGCAACCUGGUGUUUGCGACAGUCAAGGGGGCUGGACACAUGGUGCCACAGUACAAGCCCGUCCAGGCCUUGCUAAUGUUCUCCAGAUUUCUGGAACGCAAGACGGUGCACAAGGCCAGCGAGAGCCAACCUACUCGACUGACGCAGACCAGGAUUUCCAACGUUGAAUUGUAG